This is a messenger RNA of Camarhynchus parvulus, 1456 nucleotides long. RefSeq names its product WASP actin nucleation promoting factor (gene WAS). The record is from RefSeq and is a predicted model, not a curated record. NCBI's taxonomy places the organism in Eukaryota, Metazoa, Chordata, Aves, Passeriformes, Thraupidae. Gene Ontology annotation, molecular function: small GTPase binding; actin binding. Gene Ontology annotation, biological process: actin filament organization; regulation of Rho protein signal transduction.
AUGAGCCGGGGGGGGCGCCAGGGGGACAACGUCCCCUCGGAGCUGCUGGGGGAGCAGGAGAACCUGAGGAUCUUCGAGCUGCUGGGCAGGAAAUGCGUGAGCCUGGUGACCGCCGUGGUGCAGCUGGUGGUGGCCGAGCCCGGGGGGGUCCCCGGGGGGGUCCCGGGGGGCUCCUGGAGCCUCCGGGGCUGCGGCGUCGCCUGCCUGGUGCGGGACAGCCCCCGGCGCUCGUACUUCAUCCGCCUCUUCCGCCUGCCCGCCGGGGAGCUGUGGUGGGAGCAGGAGCUGCAGGGGGGGAUGGGCUACAAGACCCCCACCCCCUUUUUCCACACCUUCGUCAGCCACGAGGGGUGGGCGGGGCUGAACUUCGCCUCCGAGGCCGAGGCUGCGACGUUCGAGGGCCGAGUGCAGGAGCGGCUGCGGCGGCGGCAGCAGCGCGGGGAGCGCCGGGGGAGCCUCCCCAGGACCCCCAACCCUGAGGAGGAUUUUCCCCCUCCCCCCCACCGGCCCCCCAUCCCCAACCCCGACAUCACCCCCAGCCGGUACCGGGGGCUGCCCAGCCCCCCCUCGGGACCCCCGCCCGCCUCGGGACCCCCGCCCGCCUCGGGACCCCCGCCCGCCGAGCCCAGAAAGGGGAGGGGGCGCAAGAAAAUCUCCAAGGCCGAUAUCGGGGUCCCCUCCGGCUUCAAGCACGUCAGUCACGUCGGGUGGGACCCCAAUGGUGGCUUCGAUCUGGCCGCCCUGGACCCCGCGCUGCGCUCGCUCUUCGCCCAGGCCGGGGUCAGCGAGCGCCACUUGGCCGACGCCGAAACCUCGCGGCUGAUCCACGACUUCAUCGACCGGGGCGGGCUGCAGGCCGUGCGCGAGGAGAUGGGCAGGCAGGGUCCGCCCCCUCCCCCCCCGGGCCGCGGCAGCCCCGCCCCUCCCCCCGCCCCUCCCCCCUCCUCCGGCCGCUCCCGCUCGGGGCUCCCGGCCCCUCCCCCUCCCCGCGCCGGCCCCGCCCCUCCCCCGGCCCCGCCCCCUCCUCGAGGCCCCGCCCCUCCCCCGCGAGGCCCCGCCCCCUGCGGAGCGGCCGCUCCUCCCCCUCCCCCACCUCCGCCGCCCCCUCCCCCCUCCGGGGGCGCCUCCCCCGCGACCCCCCCGGGCCGGGGGGCGCUGCUGGACCAGAUCCGCCAGGGGGUGACGCUCAACAAGACCCCUGAGACCCCCGAGGUGGGCGCGGGAGCCGGCGCGGGGGGGCUCGUGGGGGCCCUGAUGGACGUGAUGCAGAAACGAAGCCGCGUCAUCCAUUCCUCGGAUGAAGGCACGGCCAGCGAGGAUGAGGAGGAUGACGAUGAAUGGGACGAUUGAGACCCCUCCCCAUCCCCCCCCCCCCCCCGCUUCUAAGGACGCCCCCAGACCCAAAAUGUGCCCCGCCCCUCCCCCACCCCCACCCCCUCUGUGCCCCUCCCCCAGC